Molecule: messenger RNA, 505 nt
Organism: Salvia splendens (bonfire salvia)
Lineage: Eukaryota; Viridiplantae; Streptophyta; Magnoliopsida; Lamiales; Lamiaceae
Product: CASP-like protein PIMP1
Exons: 3
Coding region: 5-505 (166 amino acids)
Source: RefSeq, a predicted model, not a curated record
AAGAAUGGCUCCGCCUCCGUCCUACACCGUGUCUCCGGUCGUGUCGCUCAUCGUCAGGCUCUUAACGUUCAUAUGCCUCUUGAUAUCGCUCAUCCUCCUCGCCACCGCCACUGGCACUGCUUCGACCACCUACGCGGACGUCGAAGUCAGAUUCAAUGACUUCAUUGCAUACCGAUAUCUAUGUGCUGCAGUGGUGAUCGGAUUAGCAUACACAGCCAUGCAAUCGGCCUUCACUGUAUACCAAAUAACAACUGGAAAUCGAUUUGGAGGCGAGGGCCUUGUUUUGAUUGAUUUCUAUUGUGACAAGGUGGCGUCUUACAUUCUCGCCACGGGUGGGGCGGCAAGUAUCGGAAUGGCCUUGGACUUGAAGGACCUAGGAGAUGCGCUGGGCAUCAGCAAUUUUAUGGGUGUCGCCAACGCUGCCGCGAGCCUUUGCUUAUUAGCAUUCCUUGGCACCGCCGUCUCGUCGAUAUUCUCCUCAUUUGCUCUUCCCAAAAGAGUCUAA